Dimorphilus gyrociliatus is the source of this 2273-nucleotide messenger RNA. NCBI's taxonomy places the organism in Eukaryota, Metazoa, Annelida, Polychaeta, Dinophilidae. The record is from the annotation of a GenBank genome assembly.
ACUUUAUGAGUAGACGUUACCCUAUUAAUUAAAUAGCAAGGACCUUUUUUUUAUAACGUUAUAAUUACGAUUUCAAUUAUUAACGAACUUGAUUAAUUCGAGCUAUAAGCAUUACAUCGAAUCCUUGGUUUUAUGUAUUUUAUUACAAGAGAAUUUAAUGAAUGGAUGGCGUAGAAAAAAUCUCGCCCGAAAUGUCGACUAAACAUCGAAGAACCCUUAGUCUAGUCAAAUACGCUGGAAGUCAUGUUGCCGAAAGGAGUGUUAAUCUUGUUAAAAAAGGAAGGCGAGCAAUCGGUAUCAAAGUCUUUCUAUACUUAUCCAAUAUAGUCCUUCUUGUGGCAAUAUUUGUCGGUUUAUAUGCAAGAUGGCAACAAAACUCUGAAAAUUUUAUACUUUGGUUAUCAAUUUUGGGGAUAAUAGUUUUUCUAUUGUCUGGUGCAUUAAUGCUUUAUACGUCAUAUAAUGAAUUUGGUAUGCAUUUAUCAAGAUUAUGGAUGGGAGCUUUCCUAGGAUUGCUAGCAUUUACGCAGAAACCGAAUAUGUAUGGGGAAAUUACUCAGAUGAUGGAUAGUCUUUUUAUAACAAGCAUCUGUUUGAAGGCUUUUGAUAGUUUAAUCAGAAGAGUUUUGGGUUAUGCUAAUAAUGUGGUACUUUUAUCAAAAUUUGAAUCUAUCGAAUUAUUUGGACUUAUGUGUUCUUCAACACUUUUUCAUUCUCAAUAUCUUUCAAUUGCUCUACUCUCGUUGGCGUUCAUUGCUUCAAUUAUUGGUAUUCGUUUGAAAUCUUUCUCCUGUCUUGUUCAACUAGUUGCAUUCCUAAUAACUGCGAGAUUGGAAAUCUUUCCAAGAUUAUUUCAAAUUCAUCCCAACGUUCCUGCAUUAGCAGCAUUUGCUAGUAGAUUUUGUUUCUCGGCUGCUUUUGAUCUGUAUUUCGGGGCUCAAUCUCAAUUGGAGAGAUGGAAAAAGUUGUUAAGAACACCAUCUAUAAUAAGAAAAUUGUCACUUAUAUUCCUUUUUAUCAUUCAAAUAGCUUAUCUUACUAUUCAUUCGUUGUUAAUUAAGAAUCAUAAGGAAUGGUUUAUAGUUGUACCGUUAUUCGGUGUAUUUAGUGCUAUAUGGUGCGUUUUUCAUCUAGCAUUUAUUGCCUGUUGUUGGACUAUUUCGAAUCGAAUUACCCUCUGCAAUCAGUCCUAUUAUGAAGAUAAAGAGUCAUAUAGUAAUGUUUUAGCUAGUCGAGGCGUUCGUCAUUUGGCGUUAACAGCUAGCCGUCUGGUAAAGGCAGCUGUCUUUCUUACUUUUCUUAUAACAAUUAUAUCAUGGAGAACAAAAACCGCCCUCAGCCUAUCAUUAGCUUGUUUUCUUCUUCCUCUUGAGCUAGCUAUUUGUAGUCUUGUUGGAUCUUUUGGAUCUAAAUUGGGUGGAACUUGUAUUGGUUAUGCUCUUGUAGCACCCGCUGUUAAUGUUCGUCCUGAUCUAAGUCCAACUUUGCUACCAUCUAGCCACGUUGCGGAUGUAAGUGGCAGAGCAACCACUAUACUAAAUGUUAUACAGCAGUUUUUUGUUAGUCAUCUAAUUGAUAAUGCCGGUUGUGAUUAUACAUCUUCAGGCGUUACCCUUUCGGACGUAAAAACUAAAUUAUGCUCACUAUUCUCAAAACGAACCUCGGAUGGUCCAAGAUACGAUACCUAUAUUGUCUAUUAUUCAGGUCACACUCAUCAAAAUGGGGAUUGGGCUUUAGCGGAUAAUGAUAUUUUGAAGUUUGAUUUUAUAUUGCAGUGGUGGAAAGAGCAGGGAGACAGUGGCUCAAGAUUACUUAUAAUUGUUGACGCUGAUAAGGCUUACAAUUGGUCGAAGGUUGUUCGUAGAGCCGACGAAUUCGUUGCUUUACAAACUUGGCAAUGGAGGAAGGGUGCUGACCUGGAAAAUUCAGCUAUAGGUUGCUUUACGCACGACUGGGUUACUUUCAAUUCGGAAACUGAUAAUGAUAUUGACUGGCUCCAGCGACCGUAUAGAUGUAUCUAUUCAGUUUCUUCAGAUUGGCCGGAUUUUCAACUUCAAACACCAAGCGGUCAAGAUGUAUUAGAUCAUUGGGGAGCUUGCGUACCCAAAAUGAGCCGACCACUCCUUAAAUUUGUAUCAACUCCAAACUCGAAUUGUUUUGCUAUAUUUACACCUUGCGAAUGCGUUAUAAAAUGUCUAAGAAAGUUGAGAAUGGCUUGGGUACCGCCAAGACAUAUCGAUACAUCGCAUGGGUUCAAGUUAUUUAGGACUUGA